Molecule: messenger RNA, 975 nt
Organism: Tachysurus fulvidraco (yellow catfish)
Lineage: Eukaryota; Metazoa; Chordata; Actinopteri; Siluriformes; Bagridae
Exons: 4
Biological process (GO): response to bacterium
Source: RefSeq, a predicted model, not a curated record
UAAAGUGAACAUGUGACUUGUUCCAGCCAAUCAGAUGAAAGUCUCCAGUAUAAAAUUCAGUGGUUUGGUUCUCUAAAUACUUACAAACACCUCGACUCAAGGAUCGUGUGUUUUACGAAGAUGUCUCCACUCUGGAUCGUGUUAUUUCUUCAAAUGUUUCCAGCCCACGCUGAGGAUUUUAACCAAACGUCGUUUGUCUGGGUGAAGUCUGGAGGACGUGUGUCUCUGAACUGCACGUUUCAAAAAAAACUCAGUAAAGAACUUAUGGUUUGGUACAAGCAACAAUUUGGUCAGAUGCCUGAGGAAGUGGGGAAAACAACAGCACUGAUAGACACCCAAACUUCACCUGAGUUCAGCUCAAGAUUUAAAGUAGAUGAAAUCGUGAAUGGAAUUUCUUUAACAAUUCUACAAACAAAGAAACCUGAUGAAGGAUUGUAUUUCUGUGGCAUAUAUAGCUGGGGCCAUUUUGAAUUUUCCAAUGGAACAUUUGUAGCUGUGACAGAUGAAAAAGAUGUAAAAGUGAGUGUGUGGCAGCGCGGCGUGUCGGACUCGGUUCCUGCAGGAACCUCAGUGACUCUGCAGUGCUCGGUUCUCUCUGAGAGCAGAGCAGCAGAACUCCAAGUGCUCUGGUUCAGAGCUGCUCCACCACAAUCCCAUCCUCAAAUCAUUUACACUCAUCACAACAGCAGCCAUCAGUGUGAGAUCGACUCUUCUACACACACCUGUGUGUACAACUUCUCCAAGAACAUCCUCAGCCUCACUGAUACUGGAACUUACUACUGCGCUGUGCUCCUGUGUGGGAAGAUCGUCUUCGGGAACGGGACACGAAUACAGAUGGAUGUGAAGACUCUCACUGAGCAACAUUUCAAUGGAUCCGAUGCUGUAGUGAUCUGUCUUGUUGUAGCUUUGACAGUGUCUGUGAUUAUAAAUUCUGCUCAAGCUUUUUCAUCCUGUAAAAAACGACACACAAGUAAG